Molecule: messenger RNA, 591 nt
Organism: Dracunculus medinensis (Guinea worm)
Lineage: Eukaryota; Metazoa; Nematoda; Chromadorea; Rhabditida; Dracunculidae
Source: the annotation of a GenBank genome assembly
AUGGGUUUUGUGAAAGUUAUUAAAAAUAAAGCUUAUUUCAAGCGAUUUCAAGUGAAGCUUAAACGUCGACGUGAAGGUAAAACCGAUUAUCAUGCACGUAAGCGUUUAACGGUACAGGAUAAAAAUAAGUACAAUACGCCAAAAUAUCGUCUUAUCGUACGAUUCACAAACAAGGAUAUUGUUACUCAGAUUGCUUAUUCGAGAAUACAAGGUGACAUCGUAGUGUGUGCUGCGUAUUCUCAUGAAUUGCCAAAGUAUGGAAUAAAGGUUGGUUUAACUAAUUAUGCUGCUGCAUAUGCCACCGGGCUUUUACUUGCUCGACGCCAUUUGGCUAAGAUUGGCUUAGCAGAAACGUACAAAGGUGCUGAAGAGGUGAGCGGUGAAGAUUAUAAUGUUGAAAAAGAAGGAAAGAGGGCUCCAUUCAAGGCUGUAUUGGAUGUCGGACUGGCUCGUACCACGACCGGAGCUAAAAUAUUUGCAUCUAUGAAAGGUGUAGCCGAUGGUGGUAUAGAUGUCCCUCACAGGUUUUCUUAUAUUUACUUUUUUUUUUCAGAAGGAAAGCAGAAUUUGAUUUUGAUUAUUACAUCAUAA